CCUAUCAGAGAGUGGGGGCGGGGCUUCCUCUGCAGGGGCGGGGUCUAAAACAUCACAGAAACACGGGCAUCAGUACGAAGAGUCCCCGAGCCACAGGUUCCAGCCCGGUGUCGCUGCUGCAGCGGCUGCUCUGUCACAGCUGCAGCUUUACUUGGCCUACAGAAGAAGAAGAAGAAGAAGAAUGAGAUGAAGGAGGAGAAGAAGAGGAGGAGGAGGAGGAGGGAGCAGAAACAAAGAGAUUUGUACAGACUGUGUUCAAAGUGAAAGAUGAGUGAAAUAUAAACGGAGGUGUGGAGAGGGUUCACCUGGAGGACUGUUUCUUCUUCUGCUGUGUCUGAAGCAGCAGCAGCUUCAUCAUGUCGGAGGAGGCUGCAGGAGCACAGCAAGGUCCACAGGAGGAGGAGGAGGAGGAGGAGGAGGAGGGAGGUGGAGGAGGAGAAAGAGGAGAGGAAGGAGAGGGUGGAGAGGAAGGUGAAGAGGGAGGAGAAGAAAAGGUUGCCAUGGAGACGCCCAAAUGUCCCGUUUACUGUGUGUGCAGGAAACCAGACAUCAACUGUUUCAUGAUAGGGUGUGACAGCUGUACCGAGUGGUUUCAUGGAGACUGUAUCGGAGUUUCAGAAAAAGCAGCUAAAGCCAUCAGAGUGUGGUACUGUCCGUCCUGCAAAGACAAAGACUCAUCUCUGGAGAUUAAAUACCGUCUGAAGAAGAAGGAGGAGAAAGAGUCAGAACCUGAUGGAGACGGGAGCUCCACCCCUCAGCCCAAGACUGACAGGAGGCGGGGCUCACAGAUCAAGCGUUCAGCCCGGAUGUGCGGGGAGUGUGACGCCUGCCUGAGGACGGAGGACUGUGCUCAGUGUGACUUCUGUAAAGACAUGAAGAAGUUCGGAGGUCCAAACAAAAUCCGACAGAAGUGUCGUCUGCGGCAGUGUGAGGUCCGAGCCCGGAAGAUGCUUCGUGUCAAAGACGAGGAGAUGAGUCGGAGCGGUGGCAGAGGGCGGGCUCUGUCGCGUAGAGGGGCGGGGCAUCAGACAGAGGAAGAGGAGGAUGAGGAUGAAGAGGAGAUCUUCAGUGAGAGCGAGCUGGAGCUGUAUGAGCAGUACAAAGCUGCUGGAUUCAGAGACCUGGUGUGGCGCAGCGAGGAAGAGGACGCUCAGUCGGACUCUCUGAGGAAGAAGGCGGUGAAGGUGAAACAUGUCAAGAGACGGGAGAAGAAGCCGGAGAAGAAGAAGUCUGUGUCUGUUCCUAAAGAGGAGGUGAAGCCUCGCCGUCACAAAACGAAGCAGCGUCACAGGGAGCGAGGUGGAGGGGGCGGGGUCAAGGAUGUGGGCGGGGCUCUGAGGCAGUGUCUGGGACCAGGAUGUGUCCAACCAGCAAGAACCAACUCCAAGUACUGUUCUGAUGACUGCGGCAUGAAGCUCGCCGCCAAUCGUAUCUACGAGAUCCUGCCUCAGAGGAUCCAGCAGUGGCAGCAGAGUCCAUGCGUUGCCGAGGAGAUGGGGCGGAGACAGCUGGAGCGAAUCAGGAAGGAGCAGCAGGCGGCGAGGCUCCGCCUCACGCUGAUGGAGAAACGCUUCCAUGAACUCGAAGGCAUCAUCGCCAACGCCAAGCAGCAGCAGGUCCAACAUCACGAGGAGGUGACUGAAGGUGACGGCGACGACACAGACCUUCAGAUCUUCUGUGUCUCCUGCAGUCAUCCCGUGAACCCGAAGGUGGCGCUGAGACACAUGGAGAGAUGCUACGCUAAGUACGAGAGUCAGACAUCGUUUGGUUCCAUGUACCCAACACGAAUAGAGGGGGCGACCCGGUUGUUCUGUGAUGUGUAUAACCCUCAGAGUAAGACGUACUGUAAGCGGCUGCAGGUUCUGUGUCCAGAACACUCCAGAGAUCCAAAGGUCCCAGCAGAUGAGGUUUGUGGUUGUCCUCUGGUGAAAGACGUGUUUGAGCCAACAGGAGAGUUCUGCCGACUGUCGAAGAGGAAGUGUAACAAACACUACUGCUGGGAGAAACUGCGCCGCGCCGAGGUCGACCUCGAGAGAGUCCGAGUGUGGUACAAACUGGACGAGCUUUUCGAGCAGGAGAGGAACUUGAGGACGGCGAUGACGAAUCGAGCUGGUUUACUGGCUCUGAUGCUGCACCAGACCAUCCAACACGACCCGAUCACAACAGACCUGCGCUCUGCUAAGGACAGGUAGACAGACAGGUGGACAGGUAGAGACAGACAGGUGGACAGGUAGACAGACAUGUGGACAGGUAGAGACAGACAGGUGGACAGGUAGAGACAGAAACACAGACAGGUGGAGGAACAGUCACCAUGAAGGGAUUUAAAGUCUUUCCAUUUUAAGUGUGUUUGAAUGUUUCAGUUCUCAGACCAACAACAUGCUCAACACGUUCACCACAGAAACAAACAUGGCCGCCUCGUCUCAUAAUUACAUCAGAACUAUCAGAACUUUGAGACAGUUUAGUUUUAAAUUCUGAAAUCUUUGUCUCAGUGAGGUCGUGAAAAGGUUUACAAGAUGAGAUCUGGUCAUCAUGUGACAGAACCUGAAAUCACUAGGGUUGGGUCGGUUCUCGGUAAUACCAAUUCGGUCCGGUACUCCGUCUUGGACCGGGUUUUAUUUUUUGAGACCGACCAGACCGCAUACUCGGGCAGAACGUACGCGGAGCGGACACCGCGGAGGUCCGCCCGGUAAAAGUGGACGUCCGCAAGCCCUGUGCGCGCAAAGCACGACCGCGCGGAAUUCGCUCUGCACACCAGUGUCACACAAAAGACUGUUCGGCAUGUAUUUUUCACAUCGCGGGGAUUUUUCACGGACAUUUUUACACGUAGUCCGCUCCGCUUAUAGUAAGCCCGAGUCUGUGAGCACCUGUGUCUGCCUCUUCACCAAGCGCACAGCAAGCAGGAGAGAGAGGGGGGUGGGGCAGGGACUGAGCCUGGAGUUUGUUUAAUAGUGACGGGGAGUCGAUAAAAAAGAAGAUUUAAUUUCCAGUCUGAAUCUUGUCAGCAUGUGGGGCGGGGACUGAGCUAGGAGGUGCGAGAGCGCAUGCGCCUCUACUGUAGCCUGGAGUUUGUUUAAUAGUGACGGGGAGUCGAUAAUAGCGGACAAUUUAGUCUCGACGAAAUCAAGGAAUACGCCACUAUGGCAACACUUUGGCUUUGAGCCAGACGAAGGAGGCAACCCUUGUUUGCACUGAUUGAGUAAACUGCAAAAUUUAUUUGUAAGGAAUGAAAGAAACAACUUGUUACUGUCACUCUGUUGUCCUAAGGUCGUUUUUUAUUUUAAAUGAGUCAACUGCGUCCCCAAGUGGCGAAAAUCCGGUAUUACCGACUUUUUACAAAAACCGGACCGUUUUUUUUUUCUCAUACUGACCCAACCCUAGAAAUCACCGGGCGUUAUUUUACUGAUUACAAGAAAAUAAUUCAUAAUUAUCAUCAUAAGGGUCUGUUAAUGACAAGAUAAAGGUGACAUCCUUCUGAAGUCUCACAGUCAUGAGAUGGUUUAUUGUGAUUAUGAUACUGUUUCUCUGUGGUGAAUCUGAUGACAUCAUUAAUAACAGUAUUGAUCCUUGAUGUUUUUAUAUGGUUUUAUUCCAACAGUACUACACUACCACGGUUGCUAUGGAGACGUAAACCACUCUCCUUUACUAUUCCCUAAAAGUUUAAGGCAUUAUGAAAUAUAUGAUCACAUGAAUGAAUACAGACAGAAUCUGUGAUGUUUAUAUGAUGCAAUACGGGUUUAAAACUUAUGUAUGAAAAAAUCCUUUCACAAUAAGAGCUUCUUGCAGACAGAUGGACUCCAGUGACAGACAGCGUCAUUACAGAACAUCAUGAUAAAGAAUAGUAAAUACAUAAAAAAAAACAACUCAGAUCUGAAGCUGAACAGUUUUUAAUUUUUCAUCAUAAAGUUUUUUUAAUCUUAAAUUUCAAACAAACCGAAAUAAACUCUUUUAUUGUGAAGAGCAGCUGGGCAAAUAACAUGUCAUCAUUUUUAUAUUAAUAACAUUUUAUAUUUCCUGUAUUCAUUCAUAUGAUAAUAUAUUUAUUUAGUAUUCAACACUAGUGUUGUUUUUAAUGUGUAAUAAGAAAACAACAACAUGCAGCUAAAACUUUAAUAUGUUUAGUUUUUUAUCCUGAUGGUUUUGUUGUCUCAUUUUAUAUCUCAGUGUUCUGCUACAUAUUUUUUAUUAUUUGUUCAUGUUGUUUUUUACUGUUUGUAGAAACUGUUUGUUUGUUUGUUCAUGUCGUUGUAUUCAAACUGAUGUUUCAUUAAAAACUGAUGUU
Epinephelus moara (kelp grouper) is the source of this 4279-nucleotide messenger RNA. RefSeq names its product CXXC finger protein 1a (gene cxxc1a). Gene Ontology annotation, molecular function: zinc ion binding; DNA binding. Gene Ontology annotation, biological process: positive regulation of DNA-templated transcription. The record is from RefSeq and is a predicted model, not a curated record. Gene Ontology annotation, cellular component: Set1C/COMPASS complex. The transcript is spliced from 15 exons. Bases 357 to 2192 code for a protein of 611 amino acids. NCBI's taxonomy places the organism in Eukaryota, Metazoa, Chordata, Actinopteri, Perciformes, Serranidae.